CGUCUUGUCUAUAAGCAUUCCCCUCCAUUUCGCCUGUCAACUUAUCCCUUCGUAGUGCAAUCCCGGGGUCAUCCGGUCCGUUGCUUCGCCGGAAGAUCGACAUGUCGUGGUUGGAGCAAUAUGUAGAGGGCAGUAGUAGUAGGCAUGCAGAGCAAGCUAACAUGCACCAUGUCAACGUUUGGGAAGCUCAGCUUCUCAUGACCCAUGGCUCACAAGCGCCUCUCAAUACUUCUCCAACUUCGUCGCCUCCCGCUGUCGAGUCUCCCUCCCAAUAUAAUCCGCAAGGGACUCGUGUAGUCUCUUCUCCGUCCCCCAUGCCCCCUAUGCACGCUGACAGUCACAACUUUGCUUUGCAACCUGGCCUCUACGGCGGCGACGAUGCCGCUGGCGCCGAGUACAGCGAAGCGAAUUUGGGUCAUGAUGAAAGCGAGGGAGCCGGGGAUCUAAUGCCAACAAGCGUUCUACGUACGCAUGGGAACCUGCCCGCUUCCAUCGUAUCGCUGACUCUUCCCUGUGUCUCCGAGUAGCCGAUUGUCUGCAGCCCGUGUUUCCAUUUCCCUUCUUCAAUGCAAUGCAGAGCAC
Messenger RNA from Acaromyces ingoldii, 582 nucleotides. RefSeq lists its product as hypothetical. The record is from RefSeq and is a predicted model, not a curated record. Lineage: Eukaryota; Fungi; Basidiomycota; Exobasidiomycetes; Exobasidiales; Cryptobasidiaceae. The coding region runs from base 162 to 527 and encodes 121 amino acids. The transcript has 2 exons.